Molecule: messenger RNA, 1158 nt
Organism: Cariama cristata (Red-legged seriema)
Lineage: Eukaryota; Metazoa; Chordata; Aves; Cariamiformes; Cariamidae
Gene: SELENOP
Product: selenoprotein P, plasma, 1
Exons: 4
Biological process (GO): selenium compound metabolic process
Cellular component (GO): extracellular region
Molecular function (GO): selenium binding
Source: RefSeq, a predicted model, not a curated record
GCCAUGUGGGCAGGGCUGGGGCUAGUUCUGGCUCUCUGUGUCCUCCCGGGAGGAGGGACAGAGAGCCAGAACUGCAAGGAGCCCCCAGAAUGGCGUAUAGGGGAGGAGAAUCCAAUGCUGAACUCCAGGGGCUCAGUGACUGUGGUGGCUCUCCUCAAAGCUAAUUGAUAUUUGUGCCUGCUGCAGGCUUCCAGAUUAGAGGACCUGCGAGUGAAGUUAGAGAAUGAAGGACUGGUCAAUAUCUCGUAUGUGGUUGUCAACCAUCACGGAACUUACUCCCAGAGAAAUUUUCACCUACUGAAAGAGAGUGUUUCAGACUAUAUUACUGUGUACCAGCAAGAUGAACAGCAAGCUGAUGUCUGGACUACCUUAAAUGGAAACAAAGAUGACUUUCUCAUCUAUGACAGAUGCGGCCGUCUAGUGUAUCAUCUGGGUCUGCCCUAUUCCCUCCUGUCUUUCCAAUAUGUAGAAGAAGCUAUUAAGAUUGCAUAUUGUGAAAACAAGUGUGGAAACUGCUCUUAUAUGGAACCUGAUACUGAUGGUAUAUGUGAAAACAUCACUAAAAAAGCAGAUGAAAAGCUAGCAGAGAUAGAAACCAAACCAACUCAUCAACAUUCACAUCACCACAACAGACAUAGACACCACCACCACCAUCGUGAAGGCAGUCAUCAUGCCAAAAAUGAGAACGAUCAGGCUCCUUCUGAAACUCAAAGACAUCAUCCUCACAGCAGUCAGCAUCAUAGAAUUUUUGGCCAUAAUCAGACAGGUAGACAUGAACAGGUAGACACUGUUCCUCCAGAAGAAAGUGUGGAAAUUCCACAAAAUAGAAGGCUAUGAAAACAAGGGAGAAUCAGCUGUAAAAAACAGUUAACUUGAAAUUGGCAGACAGCAUCACGUUCAACUUCUAGGAGCUGAUGCUGUCAUUGUCGACACCUUUUGUUUGAAGAGCUAGGAAAUUCUGUCACUUGACAGUGUCGUGGAGCACCUCCAAAUUUUUGCAGGUGACAUGGCCAGCUGUCAGGAGAGAACAUCACUGAAUCUUGACAGUGACGUCUGCUCCCUGCCACCUGACUGUCACCAGCAGCAGGAGCAAGUGAAACUAGUGACACUUGACAGUGACAGGAAAAGACAACAAGCUGAGCCUGACAAACAAACUAA